Molecule: messenger RNA, 931 nt
Organism: Heterocephalus glaber (naked mole-rat)
Lineage: Eukaryota; Metazoa; Chordata; Mammalia; Rodentia; Bathyergidae
Gene: Fgf21
Product: fibroblast growth factor 21
Biological process (GO): fibroblast growth factor receptor signaling pathway
Cellular component (GO): extracellular region
Molecular function (GO): growth factor activity; fibroblast growth factor receptor binding
Source: RefSeq, a predicted model, not a curated record
AGCGCCUGCAGCCAUCCCCAGAGUUUGGGUGCCCUGGCAGCUAGAAUCCCCGAGCAGGAGGACCCGGGACAUUGUCUACCUGAGCCGCUGUGCUGUGGGAAUCCACUGUCCCAGACAAGCCAGACCUGGAGCGCAUCGUACGCCUCUCUGCUCCUCCAGCCUCACACCCUGGACCACACAGAGGACAAGCACUAUUGAUGGACUGGGCCAGGGCUGAGUCUGAGCGCCCAGGGCUGUGGGUCCCCGCGGUGCUGGCUGUUCUUCUACUGGGAGCCUGCCAGGCACACCCCAUCCCUGACUCCAGCCCCCUCCUCCAGUUUGGGGGCCAGGUCCGGCAGCGGCACCUCUACACAGACGAUGCCCAGGACACGGAGGUGCACCUGGAGAUCAGGGCCGAUGGCUCAGUGGGGGGCGCUGCCCACCGGAGCCCUGAAAGUCUCCUGGAGCUGAAAGCCUUGAAGCCAGGAGUCAUUCAGAUCUUGGGGGUCAGGACUUCCAGGUUCCUGUGCCAGAGGCCUGACGGGACCCUGUAUGGAUCGCUCCACUUUGACCCUGAGGCCUGCAGCUUCCGGGAGCUGCUUCUUGCAGAUGGCUACAACAUCUACCAGUCUGAAGCUUACGGCCUCCCACUGCGCAUGCUCCCCAGUGACUCCGCAUCCCGGGAUCCAGUGCCCCCGGGACCAGCCCGUUUUCUGCCACUGCCAGGCCUGCACCCUCCACCUCUGGAGCCACCAGGAAUGCUACCCCCCGAACCCCCGGACGUGGGCUCCUCAGACCCUUUGAGCAUGGUGGGGCCUUUACAGGGCCGCAGCCCCAGCUAUGCUUUCUGAAGCUAAGGCUGUUAAUUUAGCUCUUUAUUUAUUGGGUUAUUUAUCUUAUUUAUUUUUCUAUUUUUCUUACUUGGGAUAAUAAAGACUCUGACAGAAGAGUA